This is a messenger RNA of Colletotrichum gloeosporioides, 1251 nucleotides long. Its product is annotated as putative glucan endo-1 3-beta-glucosidase eglC. NCBI's taxonomy places the organism in Eukaryota, Fungi, Ascomycota, Sordariomycetes, Glomerellales, Glomerellaceae. Gene Ontology annotation, biological process: cell wall organization. Gene Ontology annotation, cellular component: cell surface; fungal-type cell wall; extracellular region. Gene Ontology annotation, molecular function: 1,3-beta-glucanosyltransferase activity; glucan endo-1,3-beta-D-glucosidase activity. The record is from RefSeq and is a predicted model, not a curated record. Bases 1 to 1251 code for a protein of 416 amino acids. The transcript has a single exon.
AUGCGUCUCUCUCAAACCCUCACGGCCCUUGUCCUCGCCGUCUCCCUUGCCAACGCCGCCCGCGGCUUCAACUACGGCGCCACCUUCUCCGAUGGCCGCGCAAAGACUCUCAACGACUACGAAGCCGAGUUCCGCACAGCGGCCAGCCUCGCAGGCACCGACGGCGCCUUCACCUCGGCGCGCCUCUACACCAUGAUCCAAAGCGGCACCACCAACGACCCGAUCUCCGCGAUCCAGGCCGCAAUCGCCACCAAAACAUCCCUCCUCCUCGGUCUCUGGGCCUCUGCCGGCGACGCCCAGUUCGCGCACGAGAUUGAGGCUCUGAAGAAGACUAUCGCUCAGUACGGCGACCAACUUCACGGCCUCAUUGACGGAAUCUCCGUCGGUAGUGAGGAUUUGUAUAGGUUGUCGCCGAUGGGCGUAGCCGCGGGCUCGAACCCUGGAGCCCAGCCUGGUUCCAUCGUCGAUUACAUCGCCCAGGUCCGCGCCGCUAUCGCGGGAUCGCCCCUGGAAGGCGCGCCUAUAGGUCACGUCGAUACAUGGACCGCGUGGGGUAAUUCGAGCAACAAAGCCGUUGUCGACGCGUGCGACUGGGUCGGCAUGGACGCGUACCCCUUCUUCGACGACUUCGCGCCCAACUCCAUCGACGACAGCCAGGACCGCUUCGUGGACGGCCUGGGGAAAACGCUGGGGGGUGCUGGAGGUAAGCCGAUCUGGAUCACCGAGACCGGGUGGCCUGUCAGCGGUAAGACGGUUGGUAAAGCUGUGGCGUCGCCUGAGAACGCGAAGAAGUACUAUGACACCAUCGGCUGCCCCAUGUUUGCCAAUGGCACGAAUGUGUGGUGGUACACCUUCCAGGACUCUUCGCCUAUCACUCCCGAUCCCAGCUUCGGCGUCGUCGGCUCUGUUCUAAGCAAUACUCCCAUCUUUGAUCUUUCCUGCCCUGGCAAAGCAAGCGCAAGCUCAUCGUAUUCAGCGCCUGUGGUCACAAGCACUGUUGCUGCUGAAGGCGUUCACGCGUCGACAGGGAAUUCGGCGUCGCCCAUCGUGACGCCCGGCGCCGGUUCCGUGGCCAACGCGACUUACAGCCGCACCACCUUCGCCGCCCAGACCACUGGCGCCAACGCGGGGACUAUUCAUAACUCGAGUACUACUGCGACGCCGACCUCUGUAGUCAUCCCCGCAAGCGGUAACAAGGUGCCUAUCAGCUUGGGUAUCUUGGUCGGCCUGGUGGCAACUGCCAUGCUCUGA